GUAGAAACCUUGAUCAACUCUUUUGGAAAGAAAGUAGGCUAAUCGUGUUGGACGAAAUAUUCAGUCUGCAGUUCAGUGGGGUUUAUUGCUUUUGUCAAUUUUCUUUUAGUUUCUACGUGAAAUCAUCAGUUCUAGUUUCCAAAUGGCUACUACACUCUAUGUUGGCGAUCUUCACCCUGAUGUGACCGAGUCCAUGCUCCUGGAGAAAUUCAGCUCUGUCGGGCAAGUUCGUAAUCUCCGCCUCUGCUUGAACACCGGCACAUCACUCCAAUACGCUUUUAUCAACUUUCAGCAUCGAGCCGAUGCUGAGCGCGCUUUGGAGCUGCUCAAUUUCGACAUCCUUUUGGGUCAGACCAUGCGCAUCAUGUGGUCCCAGAGUGACUCAUCCCUCAGAAACAGCAACAAGGGAAAUAUCUUUAUCAAGGGCCUGGAGAAGUCCAUUGACAGCAUGGCCCUUUACGAUACUUUCUCCACCUUCGGCAACAUCCUCUCAUGCAAGGUGGUGUGCGAUGAAAAUGCGUCCAAGGGAUACGGAUAUGUGCACUUUGAGAGUGCCGAGGCUGCCGAGGCUGCCAUCAAGAGGCUGAAUGGCAUGCUCUUUAAUGACCACUACGUGUUUAUCACACACUUCAAGUCCCGCCAGGAGCGCCAAGAGCAGAAGAAGAAAGAGAGACAUCCUAAACCUCAACAUAAGUUUGAGCAGUGUGUGAACCUGUGUCUGAGGAAUCUGGAUGUCUCUGUGGAUGACGAGCGUCUACAUAAAGAGUUCUCACCUUUUGGAACCAUCAUCUACGCAAAGGUCAUGAAGACCAAUGGCUACACUGGAGGGUUUGGGUUUGUGCGCUUCUCCUCUCCGGAGGAAGCCACAAAGGCCAUGAGCGAGCUGCAGGGAAGGAUGCUGGACAGAAGGGCGCUGCACAUCCGUCCGAUUCAGCGCAAAGAGGAGAGACAGGCUUCUCUCUCCAGUCAGGGGACACAGGCUGCCCAAAAGCCUGUAGUAAACCACCAUCAACCUGCACCCCCCUAUGACAAAAUCAUGGAUGCUAUUCCUCAGGCUCAGAACUCCACUGACAAUAUCACAAGCAUCCAUCAAGUCAAGCCUCAUCCAAGUACACACAGGGCUAUGCAGGACUUCCAGCUGCAGAGUUUCCAGAACAGGCCAAUCAGGUGGUAGAUAUGGCUAAAAACAACCAAACUACAGUCACGGACGCUGUUCCAGCUGUAGUUUCGGCUGCAGUUCCCACUGCAGCUAAAGCUGUACCACCUACAAUACCGACUGCGAGUAUAAAAGCUUCUGGAUUUUGCUGCAAGUCUCCAGAAGAACCAUGGCUGGUUUUGCAAGAUGCUCAAUAAAACUUACCAGCUAAUUUCCUUAUAAAACUGCACAAAUUGUACCAGAAGCUACUAUUUUUAUUUUUAUUUGAAAAAAAUUUUGUCACACCAAAUAUUGACUUUGUUUCAUUUACUACUGUUUACUGCUCUUUA
This is a messenger RNA of Ictalurus furcatus (blue catfish), 1485 nucleotides long. Its product is annotated as embryonic polyadenylate-binding protein A-like. Gene Ontology annotation, cellular component: cytosol; nucleus; ribonucleoprotein complex. Gene Ontology annotation, molecular function: mRNA 3'-UTR binding; poly(U) RNA binding; poly(A) binding. Bases 143 to 1174 code for a protein of 343 amino acids. The transcript is spliced from 8 exons. NCBI's taxonomy places the organism in Eukaryota, Metazoa, Chordata, Actinopteri, Siluriformes, Ictaluridae. The record is from RefSeq and is a predicted model, not a curated record.